This is a messenger RNA of Brachypodium distachyon (stiff brome), 2689 nucleotides long. Its product is annotated as probable serine/threonine-protein kinase abkC. The transcript has 6 exons. NCBI's taxonomy places the organism in Eukaryota, Viridiplantae, Streptophyta, Magnoliopsida, Poales, Poaceae. The record is from RefSeq and is a predicted model, not a curated record. The coding region runs from base 343 to 2208 and encodes 621 amino acids.
CCCUCCCCUCCAAGAAAGAAAGGGCCGGGGCUCCAGCGUGGACAACAAAUAUCUCCAAAAACAAGGGGAAACGAAAAGCAUACUCCCUCGUCCGUCCGCCACCGACCCGGAGGCAGCGCAUCUCAGUUUCGUCUCCCGCCGCCGCCGCCGCUUCGAUUAGCUCUCUGGCCGUGGGGAUCGCGGCUCCGGUCUUCUCAUCGUCUCCCGCCUGGGGUUGGGGUCGGCCGGGCUUGGUUCGUGCUCCCCCCCGUGCGCGCGCGCUCGUGGUGAGGGCGGGUUCUCUCCUCGUGGGGUUUUGGCGGUGGGUGGUAUGAUUUCUGGCGGCUUGGCACGGUCAACCUGAUGCUGCGGCUACAGUCGAUCGGCGAGAGGCUGUUGGCGAUCGGAACUAAUAGGCGGGCAACCCAUUUCCCCCAGUCGAAGCACGGCAGUGGGUACUACGCAAUAGUGAGAGACAAUGGCUUGUCGCGAAAGACCCCAUCCGUCUUCUCUAGAAUGUUUUCACAUUACAAGGUCAUCGUCAGAAAUAAAGUUGAGGAUCACAACUACAGAAAGAGGAUUUCCAGAGGCUAUGGUUCCCUCUCUGUGGCACUGUCAAAUUCAUCUGCAAGACAACAAGCCCAAUUGGCUUUGAAGCGGUUCAGUCAUAAGUACUCUUAUACUGGCCCCAGAUUCCCACUGCUGAGCAGAGCAGCCUGUGCUAUAAGCUUGUCCUUAACAAGAUCCCAUGUCAUCCCUGGGGUCAUGGCUUUAGCUUUUGGGAAGAUGGCACUGUCACAGCCUGUCCUGGCAGACUCAUCGUCACACAGGCCCAAAAUGGAAAGCAUUGUCAUGAAGACGCGAGAUACUGGCCAGUUAUUGUCAUCCAUGGUUUGGUCAGUCUGGGAGGGUAUUACUUUGUUUAUUAGAGCAGUUCAUUUGGCAUUCCUGUUCUUCCCUGCAACUGCAUUAGCUCCAUUUGCUGAUAGUUUCAGUAUAGAAUUUAGAAGAAGGUGGCUUUCUCUUGUGCGUCAUACCCUUGAAAAGGCUGGGCCAGCAUUCAUUAAGUGGGGUCAAUGGGCUGCAACACGGCCUGAUCUUUUUCCAAGUGAUCUCUGUGUUGAGCUUGCGAAGCUUCACAGUGGAGCUCCAAUGCAUGGUUUUGCUUACAGCAAAGCUGCCAUUGAGAAGGCAUUUGGUCGCAAGCUUGCUGAAAUAUUUGAGACUUUUGAGGAGAAUCCUGUAGCUUCUGGAAGCAUUGCACAAGUACAUCGGGCUACAUUAAGAAAUCAACAUCCUGGCAAGUAUGUUGCAGUUAAGGUGAGGCAUCCAGGUGUGGGAGAAUCAAUCAAGAAGGACUUUUUACUCAUCAAUUUUAUGGCAAAAGUUUCGAAUGUCGUUCCUGGAUUGAGCUGGCUAAGGCUAGAUGAAAGUGUCCGCCAGUUUGCAGUUUUUAUGAUGUCUCAAGUUGACCUUUCUAGGGAAGCUGGUCAUUUGCAUCGUUUCAUACACAACUUCCGUAAAUGGAGACAUGUUUCUUUCCCAGAGCCAUUAUAUCCACUUGUGCAUCCUGCAGUCCUUGUUGAGUCAUUUGAAAAUGGAGAAAGUGUUGCCCGUUUUGUGGAUGAAAUUGAAGGAAAUGCUCGGAUAAAGAAAGAUCUUGCCCACAUUGGGACAUACGCGUUCUUGAAGAUGCUCCUGGAGGACAAUUUUAUUCAUGCGGAUAUGCACCCAGGCAACAUCCUUGUCCGUCUGAAUGAGAGCAAGAAUAAGAGGAAAAGGUUUUUCAGAUCUAAGCCACAUAUUGUUUUUCUUGACGUUGGCAUGACUGCUGAGCUCUCCACAGAUGACCGUGAUAACUUAAAACAAUUCUUCAAGGCAGUUGCUAUCAGAGAUGGUCACACUGCUGCUAAGUGUACGCUACAGUUAUCAAAGCACCAGAACUGUCCAGAUCCAGUGGCCUUUACUGAGGAACUGGAUAAGAAAUUUGCUUUCUGGGGAACACCGGAAGGAGACAUUUUUCAUCCUGUUGAAUGCAUGCAUCAAUUGCUCGACACAGUUCGUCGCCACAAAGUCAACAUUGAUGGCAACAUCUGUACUGUAAUGGUUACCAUUUUGGUUCUUGAGGGCUGGCAACGCAAACUAGACCCAGGCUUUGAUAUCAUGGAGACGUUAAAGACUCUACUGAUAGAGAAGGAAGUAAAACAACCACCUGAUUAUUUUGGGUAAACACAUGGGCGUAUCACUGUAUGAGGAUCAGAUCAUCUCAAACAUCAAUAGCGAAGGAUGAUGACACCAUGGAACAGAAGUUAGAAUAUCGAACUGUGAAGUUAAACUAAUAUCUCUUAUGCUGCCACGCACUUGUUCUGCCUCUAUUUUGUUUGGAACUAGCUCUAGAUGCAACUUACUGCACUGGGUUCAGGUUUGACAACCUUUAGUGCGAAAAUUUUGCCCAGAACUUUUGAUGAUUCAUUCAUCGGGUUCCUGUAAUCUAUCGCAGGUUCUUGUGCAGAAACUAUGAGAAACAGUCUUUCUAGAUGUAGUAAAAUGUUUUUUUUUUCUGCGAGAAAGCUGUAGUUAUAUGUUAAUUAUUAAAAUCUAGCAUAGUUGUUCUGCGGGGUAAACGAUAGGUUUUCUUCCAGGUUUAUCUUUUCUACGCAGCUGUGGCAUCAGAUGUAAAGUGCUCAAGCUUUUUGGGGUUCUGUGAAAA